Messenger RNA from Neocloeon triangulifer, 1983 nucleotides. It is a transcript of the gene Noa36, whose product is annotated as zinc finger protein 330 homolog. Lineage: Eukaryota; Metazoa; Arthropoda; Insecta; Ephemeroptera; Baetidae. Gene Ontology annotation, cellular component: nucleus. The record is from RefSeq and is a predicted model, not a curated record. The transcript has 7 exons. Bases 148 to 1035 code for a protein of 295 amino acids. Gene Ontology annotation, molecular function: zinc ion binding.
UCAGCUGUUGGCCGUCAAUUCAAUUCUCGCCACGCCGUCUUGUUGUGUGUUUAUUAUUUUUUACAUUUCUUUGUCCAAAUCAUUCCGUACGCGUAAAAUUAGAAUAUCUUUUGAGAUAAACCCGAAGGCGUCUGAUUGUUAACUGAGAUGCCGAAAAAGAAGACUGGACAGCGCAAGAAGGCGGAGAAGCAGAAAUUAAGGCAAAAAGAAAUUCGCUCUUCCAAAGAUUCGAGGUCUGUGGCCGAGUUUGCCUGCAAUCAGGCUAUGGAAUGCGACCACUGUGGAAGAAAACAAAAGAAUCGCGCCUUCUGCUAUUUCUGCCAAAGUCUGCAGCGUCUUCCAGUUUGCGGCCACUGCGGAAAAGUGAAGUGCAUGUUGAAAACUGGAGAUUGUGUCGUCAAACACGCUGGAGUGUUUACCACAGGUCUGGGCAUGGUGGGUGCAAUUUGCGACCACUGCGAGGCUUGGAUUUGCCAUGGACGGAAAUGCCUGCAAGUGCAUGGCUGCGAGUGUCCUUUGAUCGACGCCGUUUGCAACGAGUGCGAGCGAGGCGUGUGGGCCCACGGAGGCAGGGUUUACCGAUGCUCUUUCUGCGACAACUUUCUCUGCGAGGAUGACCAAUUUGAGCACCAAGCCUCUUGCCAGGUCUUGGAAGCUGAGAGCUACAAGUGCCAGUCGUGCAAUCGACUCGGGCAAUACUCUUGUUUGCGUUGCAAGGUUUGUUUCUGCGAUGACCAUGUCAAACGCAAAGGAUUUAAGUACGAAAGAGGCAAAGCAGUUCCUUGUCCGAAGUGCAACUACGACACCCAAGAGACAAAGGACCUCAGCAUGAGCACCCGGUCGCACAAGUUUGGCAGACAAGGUGGUGCCAGGGAUGAUGAUGACGAUGAUUACGAAGGUGGUGGCGCCUAUUACUCAGGCUAUUCUGCUCCCAAAUACGAUGAUGAUGAUGACGAAGAGGGUGAUUCUGAUUACAACCCCGAUGGAAGUGACAGUGAUGAGGAGACUGAAGAAUCUGAGGAGGGUGGAAAUUAAAACUCGCAGAGUAGGCACAGGAGGUGAGUUUGCAGUGAUUCUUCUUGCUGGUGCGCGUUUUGGCUGAUGAGGGGGUGCAUCGUUGAUGUCGACAUGCCAAGAGAGAGGGGCAGGGACUUUGACAUUAUUUCUCUCUUGCCACAUUUCCCUUCUGGGCCUGCGACCUUCGUAGUACGCCGAGUCAUCCUCGCUUGACCUCUGAAGAUUAUUGCUGUUUUUAUUUUUGCCCAAGGACUGAGCUCUUUUUCUUCUAUCCAGCUGGGGUGGUGACGAUGACCUUUUUCAUAAUAAUUUAUUUUCAAUGCGCGUUCAGCAGGAAUAUUUAAAUUUUCCUCACCUUGGAUACUUAUCGGAUUCAUCAGUGCUGUCUGUGGUCACCUUUGACCUUGAAUUUAAACUGCUGCACCUUAUCCUGUAGAUGUCCUUGUCACUCUGCUUCAUGUACUUUUUAUCUGUUCUAUUUGCGCCCCAAAUUGGACGCGGUUGAUUUGAAAGCAUUAACUGCUGCUGGGGUUGCUUUUUGUUAUGGCGGGUAAAUACCUGCUUUGAUAGCGAGUUGACCAAACAAAAGUUAAAUUAUUGAAGCUGAUGAUGGAAAAUGCGUGUACGUACUUGCGAGAUGUCAGUCUGGGUCGCAACAUCACGACCUGAUCGGCUCAUUAGAAUGCGCCGCUCUAAUUCUGGAGCAAGCAAAACGGCAACUUCCUUGCCAAGCAAAAUCAUCUCAUCGUCGCCUCCUUCUAUUUUUACUGUUAUUUAUUUAUUUUUUUUAUUAAAGAAUAAAAAACACAUUGGAUUAUUUUCAGGCUUACUUGGAAUAUUGAUAGGUUUGGCUCCAUAAUCUUGGUGCACUCUUUUGUAUUCUUCGUUGAUGGAAAAAUUCUGAACUGCAGUGUUGCUUUCCUCAGCUGGGUGGUGCAAGGUCAAGAUUUCCGGCUCGUGACUAGG